Salvelinus namaycush (lake trout) is the source of this 3314-nucleotide messenger RNA. Its product is annotated as nuclear cap-binding protein subunit 1. The record is from RefSeq and is a predicted model, not a curated record. Gene Ontology annotation, biological process: nuclear-transcribed mRNA catabolic process, nonsense-mediated decay; mRNA export from nucleus; regulation of mRNA processing. Lineage: Eukaryota; Metazoa; Chordata; Actinopteri; Salmoniformes; Salmonidae. The transcript is spliced from 22 exons. Gene Ontology annotation, molecular function: mRNA binding; protein binding; RNA cap binding. Bases 161 to 2551 code for a protein of 796 amino acids. Gene Ontology annotation, cellular component: nuclear cap binding complex; nucleus.
UACGUCCGGUCAACCUCCGCUCCGGAUGUGCUUCACUUGAAUCUGACCACUAUUGAAAAGCUCAAAGCUUGAUAACUAAUCUCAUUAUCUCGAAAGAUACUGUUACCAUAAUCAAUAAGAAGCAGCAUACAGUUACUAAUCCAACGGUGUCAAUAAUAAAAUGUCUAGAAGACGGCACAGUGACGGGGAUGAUGGUGGCCAGUCUCACAAAAGAAGGAGAACGUCUGAGCCCGUUGAGAUUGAGGAUCGCCUGGAAUCACUGAUAUGUCGAGUGGGAGAAAAGAGUACCUCUUCCCUGGAAAGCAACUUGGAAGGUCUCGCAGGUGUAUUGGAAGCGGACCUCCCCAAUUACAAAAACAAAAUCCUGCGCAUCUUGUGUGCUGUGGCUCGACUUCUACCCGAGAAGCUGACCGUGUACACAACACUAGUGGGCCUGCUCAAUGCCAGGAACUACAACUUUGGCGGGGAGUUUGUGGAGGCCAUGAUCAGACAACUUAAAGAGACCUUGAAGGCCAACCUGUACACCGAAGCUCUUUACCUAGUGCGCUUCCUCUGUGACCUGGUGAACUGCCACGUGAUCGCUGCCCCCUCCAUGGUGGCCAUGUUUGAGAACUUUGUUAGCGUCACUCAGGAGGAGGAUGUUCCACAGGUGCGUUCGGACUGGUUUGUCUAUGCUGUACUCUCCAGUCUCCCCUGGGUUGGGAAGGAGCUUGAUGAGAAGAAGGACGUAGAGAUGGACCGGCUCCUCAACCAGAUUGACGGUUAUCUCAAGAGGCGACUGAAGACUCAUGUCCCCAUGCUUCAGGUUUGGACGGCAGAGAAGCCACACCCACAAGAAGAGUACCUGGACUGCCUGUACGCUCAGAUCCAAAAGCUAAAGAAGGACCGCUGGCAGGAGCGCCACAUCUUGCGGCCGUACAUUGCCUUUGACAGCGUGCUGUGUGAGGCCCUGCAGCACAACCUGCCACCUUUCACCCCACCAGCCCACAUGCCCGACUGCCAGUACCCCGUGCCCCGCGUUAUCUUUCGCAUGUUCGACUACACCGAUGCCCCCGAGGGCCCUGUCAUGCCAGGCAGCCACUCUGUGGAGAGGUUUGUUAUUGAGGAUAACCUUCACAACAUCAUCAAGUCCCACUGGAAAGAGAGGAAGACCUGUGCUGCGCAGUUGCUGAGCUAUCCAGGGAAAAACAAGAUCCCACUCAACUAUCACAUUGUGGAGGUGAUCUUUGGAGAGCUCUUCCAGCUGCCCUGUCCCCCCCACAUCGAUGUUAUGUACACUACGCUGCUCAUUGAGCUCUGCAAGCUGCAGCCAGGCUCCCUGCCCCAAGUUUUGGCCCAAGCCACAGAGAUGAUGUACGUGAGGUUGGACAGCAUGAACACUAUUUGCAUAGACCGACUACUCAACUGGUUCUCCCACCAUUUGAGCAACUUUCAGUUCCGAUGGAGCUGGGACGACUGGGUGGACUGUUUGGCCCUGGAUGCAGACAAACCCAAGCCCAAGUUUGUCAAGGAGGUUCUGGAGAAAUGCAUGAGGCUCUCCUAUCAUCAGCGGAUAGUGGACAUCGUCCCUCCCACUUUCUCAGGACUCAUCCCAGCCGACCCCAUCUUCUUUUACAAAUACCAAGAUGAGGCCAACAGUGCGCUGCCAGGCUAUGCGGUGGCGAUAGCGGUGGGCAACGCCAUCAAGAACCGGGCCUCCAACGAGGAGAUCCUCACCGUGCUCAAAGACGUGCCGAACCCCAACCAGGAAGAUGACGACGAUGAGGGCGAGGGCUUCAACCCCCUGAAGAUAGAGGUGUUCCUGCAGACCCUCCUCCAUCUGGCUGCCAAGUCCUUCAGCCACUCCUUCAGUGCCCUGGCCAAGUUCCAUGAGAUCCUGAAGGCCCUGACGGACUGUGACGAGGGCAAGCUGCAUAUCCUCCGGGUGGUCUACGAGGUCUGGAAGAACCACCCACAGAUGGUCUCUGUGCUGGUGGACAAGUUGAUCCGUACACAGAUUGUGGAUUGUGCAGCCGUAGCCAACUGGCUCUUCUCCCCUAGCAUGGCUCAUGAGUUUACCAGGUUUUACGUGUGGGAGAUUCUGCACUCCACUAUCCGUAAGAUGAACAAACACGUCCAGAAGAUUCAGAAAGAGCUGGAAGAGGCCAAGGAUAAGCUGGAGAGGCAACAGCAUAAGAAGCAGAAGGACAGUGGAGACGAGGAAGACAUGGAGAAGAACAGUGAGGAUGAGGACGGUCAGCUGGAGGAGCAGAUCGAGCGUCUGCAGGAAAAGGUGGAGUCGGCCCAGAGUGAGCAGAAGAACCUUUUCCUGGUCAUCUUCCAGCGCUUCAUCAUGAUGCUGACGGAGCACCUGGUGCGCUGCGAGACAGGCAGUGUGGACUUCAGCACGCCCUGGUACAAGAAUUGCAUCGAGAGGCUGCAGCAAAUCUUCCUCAUGCACCAUGUGACAAUCCAGCAGUACAUGGGGACACUGGAGAACCUGCUGUUCACUGCCGAGCUCGACCACCACAUCCUAGCUGUGUACCAGCAGUUCUGUGCCCUGCAGCUCUGAGCCCGUACACACCAAACGCCAUACUACACACAUAGCCAGCUCUUGCAUCAAGAUUUCCUCGUUAGACCUUUUUUGUUAUUUCGACUUUGUGUGGUGAGUGCCGUUCAAGGUAUUAACUGUAAAAUUACCAUAUUUUUUAAAGUUCUUUCUUUCGGGUCCUUCUUUCGUUUCCUUUUCUUUUUCCUCCCUCCAUUUUGUUGUUCAUUUUUUACCACAUAUUACUCAUAGUCCUAUAGAGUACCACAGUAUGACCCAUAAAACCUGUCUACUUUGAUGCUAGUUAGCAUUUUCAAUCUGUAAAUAGAGCCAUAUCUAUUGACAAGUCUCCUUGUCCGAGAGAUGUACAUGGUUAUCAAAACGUCACACCAGGGUCAGCCUACACGAAACAGCCUUUAUUUUAAGUGUCUCUAAAAUUCCCUAUGGGAAAAAUGAAUGGUGGAUAAACGUUUGGAACCAUUUCCCUGUUUGACCACUAGGUUUUAUGGGUAUUAUGACACCUCCACUGUGGGGCUCUAUUAAAGUGGAUCUUUUAAAAACCUGAGGUUGCAAAUGGGCAAAAAGCAGCAGGUGAGCCUGAAUCCAGAGUGCUCUUUUUUAUGUAUUUUAUGUGAAUGGAAAUUGGGAAACAGUUAAAACUGUAGUCUUCUGUUGGCCAUUGUGUAACGUUUACAUUUCCUGCCCUUAUUCCUUUCCUCUUAGCCACCUCUUCAAGGAAAGAAAACAAUGACUGACAUGGAAUUCAAUAAAGUGGUUAAUUUAAUAA